UAAAAACUAAAUUGGGUCUUAAUCUGCAGUUCAUGCAACUGGAUCGUCUAACGCCUAUGAUGAAGGUCAUCGUCAUCCUCUGUCUCACCCUGAUCUCUCAGGCCAGUGCAUUAGCCAGUGUCACUGACGCUGAGAUCAAGUCUCUUUCUGAGACACUGUACAAGUUAGACUUUAACAGGGCCACAGCCUCAGACCUGGUUAUUGAACCUCAGACACUGAUCUCUUCUUCUGCAACCGGCUCCGGGAAUGACCUGUCAUCACGCCCAUUGUUCCAGCAAGUUAGUAGUACUUUGCUCUCCAAGCCCACGUAUCAAGCUCUCCUGAAUCUACUGGACAAUUAUAAACGGAUGACAGGAGAAGUGGAGGAUGUGCCCUCACAGGAAGUGGAGGAGCAGGACACUUUCCUACAAGAGACCAUGAACACUGAACUGGGCAUUGAGCUCUACAAUUUCCUCCACUCUAAAGGUGCAUACUCAUCACAGAGCGAGUUUAUCCAGGAUCUAAAGAUGAUGUGGUUUGGCCUUUACUCUCGAUCUGAUGGCAGGCUGGACUCCAGUGGGUUCGAGCACAUCUUUGUAGGGGAAGUUAAAAGUGGUAAGGUGUCUGGUUUCCACAACUGGCUGCAGUUUUAUCAGAAUGAGAAACAGGGACUCAUGAAUUACUACAGCCAUAGUUUUGAUGGCCCUUGGACCACAUUUCCUGACGUACUGGGAAUGCAGUUUAAUUGGAAUGGCUAUUUCAAAGAGGUUGGAUCUGCCAUAAUCGGCUGUAGUCCUGAAUUUGAUCUGGCUAUCUACAGUCUCUGCUACAUCACCCGCCCUGGGCAGAGGUGUUAUGUGAGCUUGGGAGGGCAGAGUCUGGGCAUUCAGACCUACACAUGGGACAAGAGCAGCUAUGGGGAUGGAAAGAAGUACAUUGGCUCCGCUUACCCUGCCACACCUUGAUUCUCUUUCAUCCGAAUAUCAGCAUCAACAAACUCACAACUCAUCUGCAAUUUUAAUUAUUCGAUUGAUUAUUUGAGGUUGAUGUUGGAUCUAAUAAAAAGCAGGAACAGAAAAACA
Messenger RNA from Pimephales promelas (fathead minnow), 1061 nucleotides. RefSeq names its product endonuclease, poly(U) specific (gene endou). The record is from RefSeq and is a predicted model, not a curated record. NCBI's taxonomy places the organism in Eukaryota, Metazoa, Chordata, Actinopteri, Cypriniformes, Leuciscidae. Gene Ontology annotation, molecular function: RNA endonuclease activity.